Molecule: messenger RNA, 463 nt
Organism: Lolium perenne
Lineage: Eukaryota; Viridiplantae; Streptophyta; Magnoliopsida; Poales; Poaceae
Product: caffeoyl-CoA O-methyltransferase 1
Molecular function (GO): S-adenosylmethionine-dependent methyltransferase activity; O-methyltransferase activity
Source: RefSeq, a predicted model, not a curated record
AGAGAGAGACAUGGCGACGUACCGGCCAGGCAGCAACACUCUCCUCGCCGACGACUCGAUCAUGGAGUACGUGCUGGAGACGACGGUGUACCCGCGGGAGCACGAGCGCGUGCGCGAGCUCCGCCUCAUCACACAGCAGCAUCCCAAGUCUUUCAUGGGAUCGUCCCCGGACCAGAUGCAGUUCUUCUCCGUCCUGCUCAAGAUGAUCGGCGCCAGGAACACCAUCGAGGUCGGCGUCUUCACCGGCUACUCGCUGCUCUCCACCGCUCUCGCCCUCCCCGCCGAUGGCAAGGUGUUUGCCAUCGACGUGAACCGGGAGUACUACGAGCUGGGCCGGCCGGUGAUCGAGAAGGCCGGCGUGGCGCACAAGGUGGACUUCCGCGUGGGCGACGGCCUCGCCGUGCUCGACGGGGUUUUGGCCGAGGACGGCGGCGCCAAGGCCGGCACGUUCGACUUCCACUAG